AUGGCGAUGGCACUUGCGGUAGCUGCACCUUCCGAAUGGAGAGAUAUUCUUCCAUACAGUACAUCCAAAGACAGUCCGACAGUGCACAGCAUGGAAGUAACGACAGACAGCCAAAACGCACAGGGUGAAUUUGGAUUCUGGGACACUUGCGUACACCAAGUUAUUCGCGAGCAUUGCCAGAGAUCUCCGGACUCCCCCGCAGUCAAUGCAUGGGACGGGUCAUUCACAUACGCCGAGCUCGACAGCCUGUCGGAUGGCAUUGCGUCAGUCUUGAUCCUCCUUGKAGUCAAGCCAGAGAGCAUUAUACCCAUAUACAUGCAGAAGUCCCGAUGGACAACGGUUGCUAUAUUGGGAGUACUCAAGAGCGGAGGAGCUUUCACCCUUCUGGAUCCAUCCUAUCCACGGAGCAGGCUGGAGGAGAUAUGUAAGGAAGUCCAGGCAAGGUUUAUCCUUACGAGUGAGGAACUCAGCAAACAGUGUUUAGAGAUGUCUCCUGCCCUAGUCGUGGAGCAUCUAAGCCGGGCAUGCCUGCUAAGUCCCGGCCAAGCUGGGCAAAAACCAUCUCGACCUGAAAACGCCGCUUAUAUCGCGUUCACAUCAGGUUCGACAGGAAGGCCCAAGGGCAUUGUCAUCGAGCAUCGAUCAUAUUGCUCUGGAGCUCGUUCGCACCUGAAGGUGUUUGGUAUCGAUUCGACCUCGCGCGUUCUCCAAUUUGCCUCGUAUGCCUUCGAUGUCAGCAUCAUGAAGACGCUCAGUACUCUGAUGGCGGGAGGCUGUUUAUGCGUAAUGAGCGAGUCUGAACGAAGCGAUCCAAACUUCUUCGUCGAGUCGUAUAAGAACUUCCGGAUCUCCCACUGUUUUAUGACACCAUCCUUUGCGAGGACGGUGCAAUGGACAGAAUGCUGCAGCCCGCCACCCACCCUGAUCGUGGGAGGCGAGUUAAUGCGCCCCUCUGAUGCGGUAGCAUACGAAGCAAUGGGAAUUUGCUGCAUGAACGCAUACGGGCCUGCCGAAUGUUCCGUCAACGUGUCUAUACAAUCUAGGGUGGAAGACGGUGUUGAUGCUCGAAACAUCGGAUACACCACCGGGGCGACAGCCUGGAUUAUUAGCCCGGAGGAUCCAGAGAAGCUGAUGCCACCCGGUACGGUUGGGGAACUGCUCGUGGAAGGGCCGAUUGUUGGUCGUGGCUACCUCAAUGAUCCCAGCGCCACUCGCCAGGCGUUUAUUGAUACACCCGCAUGGCUGCGCAGGCACCGCAAGGGCAUCUCUUAUCAGCACCGAGUCUACCGUACCGGGGAUUUGGCCUCCCAGGACAGCAUAAGCGGUGCGCUGCUACUGCACGGCCGCAAAGAUGCCCAGGUGAAGAUUCGCGGCCAGCGGGUCGAGCUCCCUGAUAUCGAACACCAUCUCCAACAGACCUUCCCGAACGGCGAUGCCGAGGUCAUUGUCGAAAAGGUCACCUUUUCCGACGAUGGAGUGGAAAGGCUCAUUGCCUUUGUCCUAAUCCGUCCCUUUAGCACUGGUUUUAUCACGGACAACAUGGGAGAUCGUCUCUUCCUGGCGCCCCAAUCACAGAUCAUGGAGCAAUUCGUCAUCAGCAAGCGACAUCUACAAACAAAUCUACCCAGCUAUAUGGUUCCAGAUAUAUUCAUUCCGAUAUCCACUAUCCCUCAAACUGCAUCGGGGAAAACAGACCGCAGAGCCUUGCGAACCCGAGCUGCUGCCCUCUCGAGACGGGAUGUUCAAUGUUUUCUGCUCUCGCCCACGGGUGAUAAACAUCCUCCAUCCACACCCAAAGAAUCAACCAUCCGAAGGCUGUAUAGCAAUGUGUUGAAUCUACCUAUCGACGUGAUAGGCAUGGACGACACUUUCCUGCGCCUCGGGGGGGAUUCACUUCAAGCCAUUCGUCUCAUUGCAGCGGCCAGGACGGCCGGGCUUAUACUACACGCCAAAGAUAUCCUUUCGCCGCAGAGUACGCUGGCUGAGCAGUCGCAACGUGCAGGUUUGAUCCAGACAUCAGACCAUACAGGGGAAGCUUCAACUCCGUUUGCCCUCUUGCCUGUGGCAAAGAGGCAUGAUAUUAUCGACCUGGCGCAGAAGCAGUGCCGCGUGUCUUCGAAGCUCAUUGAAGAUAUCUACCCCUGUACCGCACUGCAGGAAGGCAUGUUCCUGACGUCUUUAAAACACCCAGGCAUGUAUACCGGGCAGAUAACGUUUGAUAUUCCCGACAGGAUGGAAUUGCCCCGUUUGAGGGCUGCAUGGCUGUCGGUGAUGUCCGAGAAUGCUGCUCUGCGAACACGCAUCAUCGAGACCCACGAGGGAUUCAUGCAAGCGGUGAUCGUCAAUGACUUCGCGUGGGAGGAAGAAACCAACGAGAUGCUGCCUUCUGGCCGGUGGGAGGCGCUCGAGAUCACCAAGAUCGGUGUGCCUUUGGUCCGGUUUCGCUAUCGCCCUCGACAUCGGCAGCUGAUUAUGACAAUCCACCAUUCCAUCUGGGAUGGCUGGUCGCUCCGUUUGGUGCAUGAGCAACUACAGCGUGCCUACAUCGGGCGCGAUCCGUUGCCGAGCACCUCAUACAGCUCCUUCAUUCAAUACACACAGGACCUACCAGGGGCAGACGAGUUCUGGGCCUCCGAGCUCGCCGGUGUGAACGCGCCGAUAUUCCCGACCUUGCCAUCCGGCAACUAUCGGCCGUACGUAAACGCAUCGCAUCGACAUGGGGUGAGAAACUUGGUUUCAACCGGAAGGGAGGAACAUACCACCGCUACCUAUAUCCACCUUGCCUGGUCGUUACUCAUUGCCCACUAUACGGACGCGGACGAGACCGUAUACGGGGUGACGAUCAACGGGCGCAGUGCCGACGUACCGGGGAUCGAGAAUAUUGUGGGCCCAACAAUUGCAACCGUCCCGCUGCGCCUUCGAGUCAAUCAGGAAAAUACCGUGAAGAUGGCGCUGGAUCAGGUCCAGGACUCUCUCGCACGCAUGAUUCCAUACGAACAGGCUGGCUUGCCCCGCAUCAGUCGGUGUAGCAGAGAUGCCUCCAAAGGUUGUCGCUUCCAGACUUUGCUUAUCAUUGAAGCUCCCGCGGAUCGCGGCGUGGCUUGCGAGAAGAACGAAGCUGGAAACUUCUCCAUUAUCCGGGGAACGACUCAGACUGAGAUGGACUACACCGCGUUCUCUUCUUACGCUAUGAUGCUAAUCUUUCGUACCAGCGCCGACAAGAGCGCGAUUACGUUCGAUAUCACAUAUGACGCGCAAGUAAUAGGCGGCGUUGAGGUGGAGCGAAUGGCUCAUCAAUUCGAGCAUGUCUUGCGACACAUCUAUAAGCCUGCAAUGGAAAGGAUUACAGAUAUCAGCUUUCUCGGGCCUUGGGACAUCGAGCAAGUACAACAAUGGAACAGUUACAUGCCACCAGCCGACAAUCGCUUCUUGCAGGAGUUGAUCUUUGAACUCUGGGCACACUCAUCGUUCGUCGCCAGGCAACUGCAGAGGUAUGGUGUGAAGCGAGGGACUCCUGUGGCUGUCUGCUUGGACCGCAGCAGAUGGAGCAUUGCAGUCAUCCUGGCCGUCCUGCUCGCUGGAGGCACAUGCGUGCUGAUCGAUUUACUGUCUCAAAGACAAAGAGUGCGAGAUAUCCUUCAAAUCGUCGGCGCAGGUAUCUUGGUCAACAGUCAUGCAACUGCCCCGGUGACGUCUGGCCUCUGUCCCACUGUUAUCGAUGUAUCACUCCUUGCGGCCCAGAACGGCUAUUCGCAGACGGGAUGUCCCUCCAAUUUGGACACCUGGGAGAGGGGGGUAGGAACCCCAGAAGACAUCGCAUUUAUCAUGUUUACGUCCGGUAGUACUGGCCAUCCCAAAGGCAUUGAGAUGCCCCAUCGCACCCUCUCCACGAGCAUUUACCAUCACAGCGCGGGGAUGAAACUGAACACCGGCAGUCGUGUCCUGCAUUGCUCCUCAUAUGCAUUUGACGUGAGCAUCUAUGAAAUCUUUACUACAUUGACCGCUGGUGGAACCAUCUACGUCCCAUCCGAGUUUGACCGCAUGAACAAUCUCGCCGGCUUUAUUCGAGACACCCAGGUCAAUUGGGCGUUUUUAACCCCUUCCACAGCCAGAACCCUCGACCCCGCAGAUGUUCCCUUGUUAACUACCCUAGUUCUUGGAGGUGAAGCCGUGACCCACGACAGCGUUGAGGCGUGGGCAAAAGGCCGCUCCCUCAUCAACGGCUAUGGCCCUGCCGAGGCAACGAUCUGUGGAGUGGGCAAUAUUUCUGAGGCGGGAUGGAAAUCCGGCGUUAUCGGUCGAAUCGUUGGUGGUUUGGGCUGGGUUACUGUGCCAUCAGACCCAACCAGACUGGCAGCGGUUGGCGCCGUGGGUGAACUUCUCCUCGAAGGCCCGUUCCUGGCCCGAGGAUAUCUGAACCUGCCAGAGGUUACGAGGGCCGCUUUCAUUGACCCUCCCAGCUGGAGAAAACAGAUUCCUGCUCCGYCGCCCUAUCCUUUCCUCUACCGAACAGGCGACCUGGUCCGAUAUCAGCCGGACGGAUCCAUUCAAUAUAUCGGUCGUAAAGACAGCCGUAUCAAACUCCGAGGUCAGCUCGUGGAUCUGAAUGCAGUUGAGGCAAGUCUCAUGAGGGUGUAUCCGGCUGCGAUUCAGGUGGUCGCAGACGUGUUGGUUUCCGAUAGUACCGCCAGACUGAUUGUCCUGAUGAAGCUCGGUCCACCAGUGACAGGGACUCACGAUGAUCCCAUGUUCCAGACACCAGACUUGGCUUUCAACGAGGCCGCUGCCUCUAUUCAAGCUCGUCUUCGGGCCAUUGUACCUCCCUAUAUGGUGCCGUCCGUGUUCAUUCCUCUACGUCACAUCCCUCGCACCCUCACAGGCAAGACAGAUCGUCGUCAGCUCCGAAACAAACUACUCUCAUUAUCACAAAGCGACCUCCAACGCUAUAUCAUGAGCUCCUCGGCCAAGACACCCAUUUCUGAUGACAAUGCACGGAGUCUUCAGGAGAUUUGGGCAGAGGUGCUUCGACUCCCAUGCGAAGCAAUCGGGAGAGAGGAUUCUUUCUUACUCCUCGGCGGCGAGUCUCUAGCGACGAUAAAAAUGGUAGCAUUGGCAAGGCGGAUCGGGUUCGUGUUCGCUGUGGCAGAUGUUUUGAACAACAUGAGUCUGUCAACCCUCGCGCGGUCCCGACAUUUGAUCACAGAGCAUGAUAUCCCGAGCCCGUCACCCUCGCUCUCACUGUCAACCAUCGACAGCCAGUCCCUCCAGGAGAUUCUCCGACCAUUACAGAACGGCGGCCUAAUUAAAGGAAGCAAUGACAUUGCGGCUAUUCAUCCUGUCACCGCCGCGCAAGCAUUCCCCGUACAGAGGUAUCCAUGGUCACAUUUCCAGUUUGACUUAUCUGGGGAUAUCUCGCCCAGCGAGCUUCAAACCGCCUGCACUGCGUUGAUGGCCCGAUUCACUAUCCUUCGCACGGUAUUUGUCGAACAUGCGGACCAUCUCUUGCAGCUCGUCUUGCGGGAGGUGCGCGAGUGUGUCCAUGAAAUUACGACCGAUGAGCCUCUCGAUAACUUCUGUAAUUUACUUUGUCAACAGCAGCAGGGCAUCUGUGUUGUUAGCUCUACAGCACUGCCAACUCUGUUCACUCUCGUGUCCAACCGCCAGCUUAACAGACGUCGACUUCUCCUCCGCCUUGCUCAUGCACAGUACGAUCUCACCACAAUCCCUCUAAUCGUCCAAGCCUUGGCCGAUGAAUACAACAGAACUCCCCGUGCGAGCUUCUCCUCCGACUUCAACUACUAUCUCGGUCAUCACAUGCGCCAGAAUAACGACGACAGGGCCCAUACCUUCUGGAACCAGUACCUGUCGGGCUCCUCUAUGACAUCUACAUAUCAGACUGCAAACACUACGACGCCUCAAAAGCGCUUCUUUCACGUCACUGGAUCAUGCACAGUUACGCCCGCAUCGCAUCCCCCCGGCAUCACAACUGCCACCGCCGUCAAGGCCGCCGUCUGCCUGGUUCUAGCCUCACGGACCGGCUGCACAGACAUCGUCAUCGGCCAGACAGUGGACGCCCGUUGUAGUUCGGCUGACAGCACCCUUGACCAGAUUGUUGGCCCCUGCACGAACUAUAUCCCGUACUGGCUCAGCGUGUGCUCUUCUAAAACUGCGUUGGAAUACCUCCGCAGCGCGCAAGCCCAGCACACCACAUCCCUCCGAUACUCCUCCCUGGACCUUGACCAGAUCGUGGCCAAGUGCACCAGCUGGCCGAGCAGUACUCAAUUUGGAUAUAUCGUCCAGCACCAGGACACUGGCGCAGACUUGGCUCUCUCGCUGGGAAGUGGCAGUACUUCCUCGCCGAUGACUUCUUACGGCCCUGUAUUUCCUCAAGGGGAGGUCUAG
Molecule: messenger RNA, 6402 nt
Organism: Aspergillus pseudoviridinutans
Lineage: Eukaryota; Fungi; Ascomycota; Eurotiomycetes; Eurotiales; Aspergillaceae
Gene: ftmA
Product: nonribosomal peptide synthetase ftmA
Exons: 2
Coding region: 1-6402 (2133 amino acids)
Biological process (GO): secondary metabolite biosynthetic process; amino acid activation for nonribosomal peptide biosynthetic process
Cellular component (GO): cytoplasm
Molecular function (GO): phosphopantetheine binding; catalytic activity
Source: RefSeq, a predicted model, not a curated record